UUGCAUUCAAUAAUUCGUUCUUUUGUCAUAUUCAAAAUAUUGUUGAAUGACAAAUUUACCAAAAUUCAAAAGUUUUGUGGUUAAGUUAAUGCUAAAAACCACGAUAAAAUGCUCACAGUCUCGCAUUUUUACAUCAUUUGCUAAUAGUUGUCACUUCAAUUUGUACGUCUCACAGAGAACUAUACCAAAAAUGUCUGAUAAGUGUCAUGAUAUAACCUUCGUUACUGGUAAUGCAAGGAAGUUAGAAGAGCUGCGAGCCAUUGUGGGGAACACCUUUCCGUUUCAAAUAAUUAGUCACAAGUUAGAUUUACCGGAGCUCCAGGGAGACCUUGAGGAGGUUUCUGUGAAGAAGUGCCAAGAAGCGGCGCGGCGUCUGAAAAGUCGCGUUCUCGUGGAAGAUACUGCGCUAUGCUUCAACGCUAUGCAAGGCUUGCCUGGCCCUUACAUCAAAUGGUUCCUAGAAAAGUUGCAGCCAGAGGGAGUUCAUAGAAUGUUGUCAGGCUGGGAGGAUAAAAGUGCUGAAGCAGUGUGCACAUUCGCAUACUGUGAUGGAACAUGUGAUGAUGACAAUGUUAUGUUGUUCCAAGGGAGAACGAAGGGUACCAUCGUGUCUCCGAGAGGCUGCACGGAUUUCGGCUGGGACUGCAUAUUCCAGCCAGAAGGCUAUGACAAAACAUACGGUGAACUACCAAAGGAAGAGAAAAAUAAAAUAUCUCAUAGAUACAGAGCUUUGGAGAAGUUAAAAAAACAUUUUGAAAAUUGUAAGUAGGUAGUUAAUUUACUAUUUAUGUAAUGUUGUUGAAUUGUCUUCUGACUGGUGAAUAAAAAAAUAGUAAGUUUAUAUAA
Messenger RNA from Pectinophora gossypiella (pink bollworm), 846 nucleotides. RefSeq names its product inosine triphosphate pyrophosphatase. The transcript has a single exon. Gene Ontology annotation, biological process: nucleoside triphosphate catabolic process. Lineage: Eukaryota; Metazoa; Arthropoda; Insecta; Lepidoptera; Gelechiidae. Gene Ontology annotation, cellular component: cytoplasm. The record is from RefSeq and is a predicted model, not a curated record. Gene Ontology annotation, molecular function: nucleoside triphosphate diphosphatase activity. Bases 47 to 769 code for a protein of 240 amino acids.